AUGUCCCCCCUCUGGGGUUUACGACACAACGGGCGGGAGGAAGGGCAGGAUGAGGAUUUUGCCAGCGAGACGGGCAAUCGAGAUAGGAGAAUGCAGGACGCAGAUGAGAGGACACGUCUCUUACCAGCUGAACGAAAUGGAUACCUUCAUCCAGAUGACCCUGCUGUAUCGCCGUAUAAUAUAUGGGGUGUUCGGGCUCUUCGAGGUCUCACCCUGACCGUGUUAUUUAUAUCACUCCUCUGGUGGAUUUUGUUGCUCGUUUCGAUCUUCGUCAGCCCUCCUGGGAUGAGUAACCGAGGGUCAGGCUUCUCUGAUUUCUCAUUCACCACUCUGACGAUAUCUAACCUUCUCAUUGCCUUGAUAUUCUUCGCCAUCCCAUCGACGCCGAUGACGAUAUGGGCCAGUUCUUUGUCGGUACUCCUGAGUGUCAGUCUGUUCCUGACCCUUGGCGUCCCACGCCUUCGGGUAGAAGAAGGCUGGAUAGGGAUCGCAUCAGCAGCAUGGGCCAUGCUUAUCUCUCUCUACCUGGUAGCUCAAACGCAGGUGGUGGCUCGGAGCAAGAAGGAGGAAGAAGAACGGCUCACCGGUCGAGAGGAGACCCGUCGGUCGCUCGGAGAAUGGUUUGCUAUCCUGCUUCAAAUGGUGAUCAUGGCGGUUACCAUCCUUGUUGGCAUCCUACUCAUGUCCACUUUGAGUCUGCGCGCAAAGGACGCCACGUUGCAAGCACCGGGACAGAGAUAUUAUGUCGACGAUAACAAGUACCAAGUCCACCUUCACUGUAUUGGUGAACGUCCCACUUCGCAAGACGGUAACGAUACGGCAGUUACAGUCCUUUUGGAAGGGGGCGAGGCCCCCGUGGAAUAUACGUUCCAGAACUGGGUCGACGAAGCCUAUCAGCACGGUGUAAUCAAACGAUACUGCUACUGGGACCGUCCGGGAGUCGCCUGGUCGGACAACGCUCCGUCCCCGCACUCAGCCGGCAUGUCUGCAGAUGCCCUCUCUGAGGCCUUGGCCAUGGCCGAUGAAGAAGGGCCUUGGAUUGUUGUCUCGGCCGGCGUCGGGGGUAUAUACAGUCGCAUCUUUGCUAGCCGCCAUAUUCGUGACAUUCGUGGAAUGAUGCUUAUCGAUACCCUCCACGAAGACCUGCUCCAUACCCUAGGCAAGCCAAGCCGAGGACUAAAGCUCUGGAUACGGGGCAUACUCUCACCAUUAGGAAUCGACAGGCUUGCUGGUGCAAUCUUCAAAGGACGGACUCGUGCGGACCGGGUCUGCGGCAUGCGUGCCUACCAGGGUGGCAAGUUCAUCAAGGCCCAACUACAAGAGAGCCUGGUGGCAGAUUCCAUAACCAGCAGCGAGAUCUCGAGCGCCCGCCACAUCCAAAGCCCGUCUACCCCCUUAGUAGUCAUCAGUUCAGGAAGAGAGGUAAGACGAAGCCAGACCUGGGCCGAUAAGCAAGAAGAUUUGACCAAGGUUACGAAUAAUCUUGUUGCAUGGGACAUUGUCAAGGGAGCACCGCAUGAGGUUUGGGACACCCUCGACGGAAGGAGGAUGCUGGAGAAGCGACUGGAGGAGCUGAUGAAGAAGGGAGAGAGCUGA
Molecule: messenger RNA, 1596 nt
Organism: Microsporum canis CBS 113480
Lineage: Eukaryota; Fungi; Ascomycota; Eurotiomycetes; Onygenales; Arthrodermataceae
Exons: 2
Coding region: 1-1596 (531 amino acids)
Source: RefSeq, a predicted model, not a curated record